AUGAUGGUGUCAGAGUCGGAUGGAAUGAAUCAAAUGAAUAAUUCUGGACGACAACCUGCUUCAAGUGUUGCUGCUCCAGGAAAGCUGAAAGGCAGACAACAACGCUCUGUAAUAGGAAAUUCUGAAAUUUCACCGUCAUUAGUGUUAAACGAAAGACCAGGUGUUCGAUAUUUGUGCUGUGACCGAUUCUUCAAAUGUGAUGGACGUAAUUUGAUUGCACGGGAAAUUUGGCCCUCAGAUGGUGGCUGUAUUGAGUUAAACAGAAAAGAAUUGAAGCGUUUCAUUAUAAAUAAUGAAGCCAAAAGGCUAAAUGGAUCAAAGAUGAGUAGACAUAUUGCUGGCGGAAGUUUACCGAGAUGUGCAAGUGACAUUUCAAGGAAUGACAAUACGCUGACCACUGGAAGAAGUAUCCAAUCUUUCACUUCAAUGUACAGACAAGAUCAUAAUGAAAUAUGUCAGCAGAAAAGAGAAAGAAGUUUCACUGAGCUUAAUUCCACAUCAUCUGCAAUCCACAGUAAUGAAGAUUUGAAAACGCGACGACAACUUUGUGUUCAAGGAAAUUUUGCACAAGUUAUCAAAGACACAUCAUCAGAAAUAAGUAUAACAUCGAUCACUGAAUCACCUGAAACUUUGAUCAGUAGUGAAAUAACAGGUCUCACGAUCCCAAAUGUUGAUGAAUUGUCUUCAGACGAAACCGAACCACCAACUGAUGCUCAUAACUUCGUACAAAAUAAAGGAGAUCAAUUGAUACCAGCGAUGAAACCCGAUGGUACCAUUGUUAUACCUGGAGUUGUACAUGUGGAGAAUUUUGAAGGUUUGAAUGGCGUUGUGCUCGAACUGAAAGUGCUUAUCAAGAGUCCGAAGGAAUCCAGACGAUUCACUCUCAAAAUCGACUGCCCCCACUUCAAACCAAAAACGGUCAAAGUAAAUGGAAUCAAAACUCAAAUCUUUUAG
Brugia pahangi is the source of this 954-nucleotide messenger RNA. The record is from the annotation of a GenBank genome assembly. NCBI's taxonomy places the organism in Eukaryota, Metazoa, Nematoda, Chromadorea, Rhabditida, Onchocercidae.